Cucurbita moschata (crookneck pumpkin) is the source of this 1020-nucleotide messenger RNA. RefSeq names its product 60S ribosomal protein L10-like. Gene Ontology annotation, biological process: ribosomal large subunit assembly; translation. Lineage: Eukaryota; Viridiplantae; Streptophyta; Magnoliopsida; Cucurbitales; Cucurbitaceae. Gene Ontology annotation, cellular component: cytosolic large ribosomal subunit; ribosome. Gene Ontology annotation, molecular function: structural constituent of ribosome. Bases 192 to 854 code for a protein of 220 amino acids. The transcript is spliced from 2 exons. The record is from RefSeq and is a predicted model, not a curated record.
UUCAAGUAGCCAAUUUUUGUUGACAAAGUUGAAAAAGGGUAUUUGGCCCAAUUUCUGCUUCCAAAUCUGCUAUAAAAAGGGUUAACAACCAUUUUAGGAGCUGAAUCUCGUUGCGUCGCCGCCGCCGCCGCCGCUUCAACAACUUAUCUCUCAAUCGCUGCUUUGGUGGUUUCAGUUUGAGCACGCUUGCAAUGGGGAGAAGACCGGCUAGGUGUUACAGACAGAUUAAAAACAAACCAUACCCCAAGUCUCGAUUUUGUCGUGGUGUCCCCGAUCCCAAGAUUAGGAUCUAUGAUGUUGGCAUGAAAAGGAAAGGAGUUGAUGAAUUUCCAUUCUGUGUCCACCUUGUGAGUUGGGAGAAAGAAAAUGUGUCAAGUGAGGCUUUGGAAGCAGCUAGGAUUGCCUGCAAUAAGUAUAUGACCAAGUUUGCAGGGAAGGAUGCGUUCCAUUUGAGGGUUCGGGUGCACCCGUUCCAUGUUCUACGUAUUAACAAGAUGCUUUCGUGUGCUGGGGCUGAUAGGCUCCAAACUGGUAUGAGAGGUGCAUUUGGCAAACCACUAGGAACCUGUGCGAGGGUGGACAUCGGUCAGGUUCUCCUUUCGGUUCGCUGCAAGGACAACAACGGACAGAAUGCGCAGGAGGCUCUCCGCCGAGCUAAGUUCAAGUUUCCUGGUCGUCAGAAGAUCAUUGUAAGCAGGAAGUGGGGGUUCACUAAAUUCAGCCGAGCUGAGUAUCUAAAGUACAAGGCGGAGAACAAGAUUCUUCCUGAUGGUGUUAACGCAAAGCUUCUUGGUUGCCAUGGGCCUCUUGCUAACCGUCAGCCUGGAAGAGCUUUUCUAUCUCAAACUGCAUAGACUUGGUCAUUUGUUUUCUUGUUUAAAUUAUUUGGAAUCGAACUGAGCUUCCUUUUUAUACUGUUUUAUUAUCUUCUAUCCUACUAGAUUCGAGUCUUCUCCUUAUAAACUCGUUUGGUUCAUAACUCGAUUCAACUAAACCAAUUGGUUGCUAUUGUAGCGACUU